AGAGUUAAUUGAGUCUGAGUCCCGUACUCGCCUCCCGUCUUUUUCGACUCGCUCUCAUUUUAUCCACAAUCUCCUCCACCAGAUUUUCUGGAGAGAGAAACUCAAACCAAUAGUCUAAAAUUAGAAGAAGAAAAAGAAAUGAAAAACAAGAAAAAUGUCUCUAUUCCUCAUUAUUAUCGCUGAGAUUCCACUCUAGUCUCUCAUCUUCAUCAUUCAUUUCAAUGGCGUUACUUCCUCAAAUCUUGAAUUCGCGAACAACAUCAUCAUUUGGUCUCACUUUACUAAACCCUAAUAAACCUAAUAGACAACAAUCAUCGUCUUCUUCAUCUCAAUCUCACCAAUCCCAAUCGACAAACCUAAUAUCUCCUCUGCAUCGCCGCCGUCGAAACUCGAAUCUCCUUCGAUGUUCAUCAUCAUCGUUUCCUGAAAAACAUCAUACAUCAGGACCGCCACCGCAAUCAGACGACACGACUGAGCUUCCGCUAUUCCCACUCCCGUUAGUUCUAUUCCCAGGUGCGAUUCUUCCAUUACAAAUCUUUGAGUUUCGUUACCGUAUGAUGAUGCACACGCUGCUCCAAACCGAUCUCCGUUUCGGUGUUAUUUACUCUGAUUCAACUACUGGUACUGCUGAUGUUGGUUGUGUUGGUGAAGUAAUUAAACACGAACGUCUUGUCGAUGAUCGAUUCUUUUUGAUUUGUAAAGGUCAGGAACGGUUUCGUGUUACGAAUAUUGUUCGGACGAAACCUUAUUUAGUUGCUAAUGUUACUUGGUUGGAAGAUAAACCUUCUAGUGAUGAAGAGGAAGAUUUAGAAUCAUUGGCGGUUGAAGUUGAAACGUAUAUGAAAGAUGUAAUUAGGUUAUCGAAUCGAUUGAAUGGUAAACCGGAGAAGGAAGCUCAGGAUUUGAGGAGGAAUUUGUUUCCAACUCCGUUUUCGUUCUUUGUUGGUAGUACAUUUGAAGGUGCACCAAGAGAACAACAAGCUUUGUUGGAAUUAGAAGAAACUGGGAGUAGAUUGAAAAGAGAGAAAGAGACUUUGAGGAAUACACUUAAUUACUUGACUGCUGCUUCUGCUGUUAAAGAUGUGUUUCCAUCUUCUUGAUUGAUAUUCAUAAAGAGGAUUUAAGGAAAAUUGAGACUUGGGAAAGAGAUGAGGAAAGAAAUGUAAUGAAGCUUAUUGGAGCUGAACACUGUUAAAAAAUGUAAGGAAAUCUUUUACAGGUAUUUUUUUCUGUGGUGUUCUUAAAUGUGUAAUGUUUUGCAUCAUUUGCAUAUAUAAACAAACUCUUUUAACAUCUCAAAACUCAAAUUGAUUCUCUAUAUAAUCACCA
Molecule: messenger RNA, 1329 nt
Organism: Papaver somniferum (opium poppy)
Lineage: Eukaryota; Viridiplantae; Streptophyta; Magnoliopsida; Ranunculales; Papaveraceae
Product: lon protease 2-like
Exons: 1
Coding region: 222-1100 (292 amino acids)
Source: RefSeq, a predicted model, not a curated record